Messenger RNA from Neurospora crassa OR74A, 1631 nucleotides. RefSeq names its product LRP16. The record is from RefSeq and is a predicted model, not a curated record. Lineage: Eukaryota; Fungi; Ascomycota; Sordariomycetes; Sordariales; Sordariaceae. Bases 115 to 966 code for a protein of 283 amino acids. The transcript is spliced from 2 exons.
GGAAGCUUGGCGCCCAGAAGCCCUCGGUAUCGUAUCUGUGUCUCAACUGAACUCACUCUUCUCCCAACUUCACUAUUUCCUGCACAAAUACUAGAGACCAUUCGUUUGCCAUUCAUGUCCUCAGUUCGACUUUUGUCCCGCGUUCUCCAAGUGUCUCUACGCAAUCAAAGUCGACGUCCACUCACAGCUCGAUUCAUUCCAGCCCGAGCCAUUCCAGCCCUCACAACCCCAGCUGCCUCGCAAGCAACGAGAAGUAUGGCGUCCUCGGCCCGCCGUGUAGAGUCCCACGAGAUCCCCAGCAUCCAUGACCUCUACGACGAGGGCGUACUCCCCGAGGAGGGCUUCGCCGUGACAGACUCCUAUAAGCAAACGCUCCCCGUUGUCGUCGACGGCGACUCUAAUGCUUUCCCAACCCCCUCGUCUGAGCUCAAUAAGCGCAUUGCCAUCCACCACGGAGACAUCACCAAACUUCAGGUCGAUGCCAUUGUCAACGCCGCAAACAACUCCCUUCUUGGUGGCGGAGGCGUAGAUGGUGCCAUCCAUUGUGCCGCCGGCUCCGGGCUGGUUCGCGAGUGCCGCACCAAGGGUGGAUGUGCCACCGGUGACGCUGUCAUGACUGACGCCUAUAACUUGCCUUGCAAAAAGGUCAUCCACACGGUCGGUCCCGUCUAUUCAUCGGGGAACCACCAGGAGUGCGAAAAACUCCUCAUCUCCUGCUAUCUACGCUCUCUGCAGACAGCAGCAGAGGCUGGACUCACCACCAUCGCUUUCCCCGCCAUCAGCACCGGCAUCUACGGUUAUCCGAGCAGAUAUGCAGCUCAAGCAGCCCUUGGUGCCAUUCGCCAUUUCCUGCUAGAUCCCAAGACACCGGCCACAAUCACAAAGGUGAUUAUUGUCACUUUCGCCCACCAGGAUACGCGUGCCUACAACAAAUGGCUACCGACGUACUUCCCUCCCUCAAUUUGAAAACCUGGGAGGAAGUUUUCCCAGUCAUGUCAGGGGUGGCGAACCUCCAAGCGUGCUGAAAGCGAAAGGUGAAGACGGCAAAGUAUCAAUGAACUUCCAGUUCUGACGGCCAAGAGGUGCGUUGUCCCUGCUUUGACCCGCUGGUAUUCUCAACACCCCUUUGCUUGCUUUUCUCGAUGCCAUAAUCGAGGAACACAAUGUGGAAUGGCUUUAGAAAAGCGAAGGAAGAGCUGGAGGCAGUGCCAGAACAGUUACAGACAGCAAUCAGAGAGAAAAUCGUUUGAACGUGGAUGGACGCUCAGGUGGCUCUGCAAAAGCGGCGAGUAGCUGAGGAGGAAGACAUCGACAGGCCUCAGUAGCUGCAAUCGACGAUGAGAUUGUAAAGUCUGUCGAGAUGUUUGCGUCUGUAUAUUAGCAAAGAUUCACGUCAGGGUGGAUCAGAAAUGCGACUGGCUCCAAGGUAUAAUACAUCCAUACACUAGCUGACAAUUACAAGCAGGAAUCGAUCCAAAGAUGAAAGAAAAGUCAUUGUAUCUAACUAGAUAACCAAGCAUAAACCACAGAGUAUACCACAAAUCCAAACUCAAUCACUGACCCGUUCCUGUUGCGCCAUCCCAGGUAGUCGGCCCUCCCGAUCUACAUAAGACAACUUGAUUCACACCCUA